Suillus discolor is the source of this 1098-nucleotide messenger RNA. RefSeq lists its product as uncharacterized. The record is from RefSeq and is a predicted model, not a curated record. The annotation marks the transcript as partial. Lineage: Eukaryota; Fungi; Basidiomycota; Agaricomycetes; Boletales; Suillaceae. The transcript is spliced from 2 exons.
GACGUUGACCCAUUAGUCGAGCACGAGUUCCAUCAGUUUUUGCGCCAUUCCGCUCGUGUGCGCAAUAUAACCAUACUAUCAACCAGCAAUUAUUUUCACCUUCUUACGACCCUUCCCAUCAAGACAUGUGUGUUUCCGAAUCUGCGGUCGUUAUCCUGGUUGGUUCUAUGCACGGAAAUAGGAGACUUGCGCUUUUUCCUGCCCCCAACGUUGCGCCGUUGUUAUGUAUCCGAGGAACUCCACUUAGAUAUGAAAUAUAUUGGGCCACGCUGUCCUGAUAUGGAGGAGUUUAUCGUCCAUGGGGGUAGCAGCGGGGUGCGACUCUCUGAAACCCUUCGUUCAUGCAAGAGGCUCAGACAUCUGCAAUGUCCGCCAUUCGACUCGGCAGCAUGGAUGCACCUUUCUACCAUCCCCACCCUUCUCGAGGUGAAGAUUUACACAUUACGCAUGAUUAAUGUUCAUUACCCCUUGGACAAUCUCGAUUUUGCAACUUUCCUUCACCUCACGACUCUUUCGCUCUCAGGUGGAAUAGAAGCCGCAUCCGCUGUCGCAAUCAUACAACAUUUCAAAUUCCCUUCGUUCAAGGAGUUCGAGAUGCGUGUCCAUGAACACACAAGCGACUCGUUGAUGGCAGUCAGACAGUUUUUCUGCUUCAAGGAACUGCGAACGCUGAAGCUAUAUUUUCAUCGCCCCAUCUACUUCGACGAUGACCUUUUUUUUGAGGCCAUGACAAAUUGGCCGCAUAUUCACUCCCUAUCGUUGGUGAAUUGGGAUUCUUCUCCAGCUACCGUUACAUUUCGCGGGUUGUUCGCGGCGCUUCGUUUAUGUCCGCAGUUGCAAGACCUGCAAGUAUUGGUCGACGCUCGGAAUAUCGAUAUCGAGCCUGAAGUCGAGUCGUUCCAACAUACUUCCCUGAGAUAUCUGACCGUGGACUCGUGUGGGCUUGAAGCCGUGAAUGUUGAAACUGUUGCUCGCAUCAUUUACUCCAUGCUUCCUGCCGUCAACCGAGUUAUGUGCGGUGUCCCACGAUUGUGGCACGACGUCAACAAGCAUCUCGAUAUGCUUAGAAACAAACCGUCCUCGGCGCCUGAGGCCUGA